Molecule: messenger RNA, 1308 nt
Organism: Chenopodium quinoa (quinoa)
Lineage: Eukaryota; Viridiplantae; Streptophyta; Magnoliopsida; Caryophyllales; Amaranthaceae
Exons: 3
Coding region: 1-1308 (435 amino acids)
Biological process (GO): DNA integration
Molecular function (GO): nucleic acid binding
Source: RefSeq, a predicted model, not a curated record
AUGGUUCAACAAGGUAUAGUUUUAGGCCAUAUUGUGUCUGCUGAAGGAAUAAAAGUCGAUAAAGUUAAAAUAGAUCUUAUUUCUUCUCUGCCUUACCCCGCCUCUGUGCGGUUAGUUAUUGAAGUUGAUGAAGAUAAAAUUCCAAUCAAUGAAGAGUUCCUCGAUGAGCAACUUCAUGCCUUGAGCUCAGGAACUCCUUGGUAUGCCGAUUUGAAAUAUUGUGUUGAUCAACUAAUCAGAAGGUGCGUACUUGAUUCUGAAUUUCUUUCUAUACUAACCUUUUGUCAUUCUUAUGCUUGUGGAGGACAUUUUGGACCCAAGAGAAAUGCAUGCAAGGGUUUGGAAAGCGGAUUUUACUGGCCCUCUAUAUUCAAAGAUGCAUAUGAUAUAUGUAAGGCUUGUGAUAAUUGGCAAAGGACAGGUACAUUAGGUCCUAGGAAUGAAAUGCCCCAUACUCCUAUUUUAUUUUGUGAAAUCUUUGAUGUUUGGGGUAUGGAUUUCAUGGGACCCAUCCCCUCUUCUUUCGGUUUUCAAUAUAUUUUGCUGGCUGUCGAUUAUGUUUCGAAAUGGGUGGAAGCUAUAGCCAUCAGUACUGAUGAUUCUAAAGUGGUUCCAGAAUUUUUGAAAUCGAACAUUUUUGCAAGAUAUGGAUUUCCGAGGGCCAUUAUCAACGAUAAGGGGACACACUUAUGUAAUAAAACCGUAGGAGCUCUUUUAAAGAAGUACAAUGUGUUCCAUAGAGUCUCCACGGCAUACCACCCGCAAACAAAUGGACAAUUUGAAGUUUCUAACCGGGAAAUCAAAUCCAUUCUGGAGAAGACUGUGAAUCCAAACUGGAAAGAUUGGAGUCUCCGCAUCAACGAUGCUCUGUGGGCAUACGGAACAGCGUAUAAAACACCGAUUAGGAUGUCUCCUUACAGGCUAGUGUUCGACAAACCUUGUCACCUUCUAGUAGAAUUGGAACACAAAGGUUUUUGGGCCAUGAAGCAAUGCAAUAUGGAGAUGGAUGCAACAGGUGAGCAAAGGAAACUUCAGUUACAAGAGCUUGAUGAAAUCCGAAAUAAUGCUUUUGAGAAUGCGAGAAUUUACAAGGAGAAUACUAAGGCAUUCCAUGAUCAGCGCAUCACACGAAAGACAUUUACAGUUGGCCAGAAAUUUCUCUUGUACCAUUCUCGACUCAAACUCUUUCCUGGUAAACUUCGUUCUCGAUGGGUAGGGCUGUUUGUUGUUACCAAGGUAUAUGACCAUGGUGCGGUGGAGAUUCGUAGUGAGGGCACAGGGAAGGAAUUCAAGGUGAAUGGUUAUUGA